This is a messenger RNA of Penicillium daleae, 3618 nucleotides long. RefSeq lists its product as uncharacterized. Lineage: Eukaryota; Fungi; Ascomycota; Eurotiomycetes; Eurotiales; Aspergillaceae. Gene Ontology annotation, cellular component: nucleus. Gene Ontology annotation, molecular function: RNA binding; DNA-binding transcription activator activity, RNA polymerase II-specific; zinc ion binding. The record is from RefSeq and is a predicted model, not a curated record. Gene Ontology annotation, biological process: DNA-templated transcription; regulation of transcription by RNA polymerase II. The transcript is spliced from 9 exons. Bases 1 to 3618 code for a protein of 1205 amino acids.
AUGACACCGACACCGCCAUCUACCACCUCGUCCAGCGCAGGUGCCCAUUCCCCCGAAUUCCGGGUCAUUCGCAAGCGAAACCGGGUGCCUUUGUCAUGUGCACCCUGCCGCCAUCGAAAAUUAAAAUGUAACCGCGCCCAUCCUUGCGAGAACUGCGUCAAACGAGGCGAUGCAGCCUCUUGCAACUACGCCCAGACCAGUACCCGCAAGAAGAACUCUCCACAACAGACGUCCCCAACUUCGCCCGAUGAUAUGCAAAAUCGAAUUGAUCGAUUGGAGGGAUUGGUAUUGUCAUUGAUGACCAAUGGUAACCAGUCAGCUGGCCCAGCGGCUGCCCUGGCUGCGAUCUCAGGGGAGAGUAGUGCUGGGUCAACGGGGUUGUCGAACGAGAUUGAUAUCGAUGAUAUUGAAGAUGAUGCUGAGGGUAACCCCGAAGAGAGCGACACGGAACAGGUGACGAAAUCAUUCGGUGUUAUGAAGAUGGACAGCGGCAAGUCCUACUACAUUAGCGAAGCCCACUGGGCGUCAGUACUGAAUGAUAUUUCCGAAGUUCGAAAUUUCUUCACAACGCAUAAGAAGCAGUUUGAGGAUCAGGCGGAGAAGUUGAAGGCCACACGGCCAGAAACGGACAACCCCGGAGGCUCUACGCUACUCUUUGGCGCGAUGAAGCCAUUAAGUCGACCGGAGAUCAUGGCGACCUUGCCCUCCAAGUAUACAACCGAUCUCCUCGUUGCCCGCUAUUUCAAUAGCUAUGACCCAGCAACACAUAUUCUCCACGGGCCGACCUUCCAAGCACAGUAUAACAAACAUUGGGAAGAUCCCUCACAAACGGAGCUAGUCUGGAUUGCGAUGCUUUUUGCCAUGAUGCGACUAGCAAUGCUCUCAUACCACCGGGAAGGCGACGAGCCUCCAGAGUUCCACGGCAAGGCGAUGGAUAUGGCGGGAUCAUUCAGGAACUCGGUAGCGCAAUGUCUGACACUGGCAGACUAUACAAAACCACACCGUUUCUUAAUAGAAACCCUUGUGUUCCAUCUUCACGGUGACUUUUCGCAAAUCCGGGAUGCAGAUAUCUCCGUUUGGGUUUUGUCGGGUGUAAUUGCCCGCCUGGCGAUGCGCAUGGGAUAUCACCGUGACUCGAAGAUGUUCCCCAACAUCACCCCUUUCCAGGGUGAGAUGCGGCGUCGAGUAUGGUCCUUUGUGCGACAGGCAGAUCUCCUAUUUUCAUUCCAGGUCGGCAUGCCGAGUAUGCUUCGCACCACGGACACUGAUACCGAGCUUCCACGAAACUUGUAUGACGAUGACUUUGACGAAGAUUGCAAAGAACUGCCGCCAGCUCGUCAACUAAGCGAGCCGACGCCCGUUUCCUAUUUGAUCACCAAGGCUCGCCUUUCAUGGGCCUUUGGUCGGGUUAAUGAGCACUAUUCGGCUGUUUCAUCCUCUUCGUAUGACAAAGUUAUGGAGAUUGAUGCCGAUCUGCGAAGGGGACGGGAUUUGAUUCCGGAGCAUUUGCAUAUUCGGCCCUUGGAAGAGUGCCAGCUUGACCCAACCAACCUCAUCAUGUCACGCUUCUCUGUAAUGACUGUCUACCACAAGGCACAGUGCGUGUUGCACCGACCUUAUCUUAUUCGCGCUCGGGAGAACCCCCGGUUCACAUACUCUCGGCGCACCUGCAUUGACUCGGCCCUCGAGAUUCUCGAGUUCCAGGCGAUCCUGCACGCAGAAACGCGCAAUGGACGCUUUCGCGGCCGUGGCUAUUUCAUCACCUCUCUUAGCUCCGCCGACUACCUUUUAGCCGCUACAAUCGUUUGCCUAGACCUCUACCAGAGCUACCAGCUUCAGGCGUCGAACCGCCCCUCUGGCGACACGUACACCUGGGGCCACGAACGACGCGACGAGAUGAUGGCGGCGAUCCAGCGCUCGAAAGAGAUCUGGGAUCAGCUCCGUGACGAGAGCAUGGAGGCGUUCAAGGCGAGCUCCGUGCUCGGCGUCAUGCUAACGAAGCUUCACAGCGCUGUUCCUGGGCUUGAGAAUACCCAGGGCACUGGUGGUGCUAUGUUCGAGCCGCAGGACGAGAAGCAAAACGCAGCUAUGACGCUGGGUUUGCUUAGUAGCGGCAUGAGCCCGAUGAACCCGGGCCCGCCUCCGUUCACGGACCCGUUGUUCAAGAUGAGCGACUCGCCGAUACCGAGUGGCAUGGCACCUGCGGCUGAAAUGCCUGGGCCAUUGUCGCCAUUUAGUAGCAUGUUCGGGACGAUGCCGGACAUGCAGGUGAAUCUCGACUGGGAUGCGUGGGAUACGUAUAUCCAAAACCCAACUUUCGACACCUCAAAUCAGUUCUGGCCCAUGAUGGACCCCCAGCGCCAACCAACGCCACAAGGGGUUGGCAUGACUCAACCCCCCGUGACUAGCCCAUUGGGGACAACCAGAAACUCGUCAAUGCCGAACGGCGCUUCUUCACAACGUCUUCCCAAUAUCUUUUCACCACCCGGGCCUUCGCCUGAAAGCAAUACAUCCUCGGUACCUGGCUUCACACCGAUGUCCUCGCAGUCAGGCAAUAGCGGUCGCAGCCAGGGCCCGCUCUGUGGAGAAUUCUGCGCUAUUGGUGUACCAUUCGAGACAAUGCAUUGUUUCCGACGAGCCCCAUCACGACUCCUGGGUUCGGGUUCGGCCCUGUCCUCCCAGUCUAUUUCGGUAGCACGGUCUCGGUGCAACGCCGCUCGUCACUUCAUUCCUCGUCUUUCUCCCCGAAGCCCGCACCUCGCAACCCUUCAAGUCCGAUGGAACUCAAAUCAAAACGAUGCAUCACCGUCACCGGGUCGAAAGGAACAGAAAAGUCAAGAUAUAGAAGCACAGGAUAAAGAGGCAGAGGUAGCAAAGCAGCCACAACAUAUAUCCUCGAGCCAUGCGGACCAGCACAAGCUGGAGGAGAAGGCACCGCAAGCCACCGAGAUCAAGUUCCCCCCCAACGAAACCGUCUACAUGGGCAAUCUGUUUUACGAUGUUACCGCCGAAGAUCUGCGGAAGCAUAUGGAGAAGUACGGCACAGUACUGAACACGAUGAUCGCCCACGAUAACCGUGGUCUCAGCAAAGGAUUUGGCUACGUCCAGUUCAACAAUCUCGAGGAGGCGACCGCCGCAAUCGAAGACAUGCACUCCACCAUCUUUGAAGGCCGCCAAGUAGUCAUGCACUACGCCCGCGCCAACUUCAAUUACCGAACUGUCUCCUCCCACCCACCGAAACACCUCUUCCGCGACGUCAAAGAUUUGACCGACAUUCGGAUUCCCGUCGACCGCCGCUCCGGCAUGCCGCGUGGCUUUGCUCAUGUGGAGUUUAUUGAUGCGGAGGCGGCGGCGCAGGGGAUGGAGAUAUUGCAAAGGAAGAGGCCAUAUGGGCGGAAGAUGCAGGUGAAUUUUGCGGAGAGGAAGAGGGUUGGUAUGAUGAAGCCUAGGCCAGAGCCUGUGGAUGGGAAGCAGGCGAGGGCAGAGGCGAAGGCUAAGAGGAAGGAGAUGGAGAGGAAGGAAGCGGAGGAGGCUGAGAAGGGUUUGGAGGAUGAUGUUGAGUCGGCUGAGGGAGCGAAAGUGGAGGAUCAGACUCCUGUGGAGGAGAAGAAGGCAUAG